Panicum hallii is the source of this 1632-nucleotide messenger RNA. RefSeq lists its product as uncharacterized. Lineage: Eukaryota; Viridiplantae; Streptophyta; Magnoliopsida; Poales; Poaceae. The transcript has 3 exons. The record is from RefSeq and is a predicted model, not a curated record. The coding region runs from base 1 to 1632 and encodes 543 amino acids.
AUGGCAACAUCAACUCCAUCAAGCAAUGCUAGUGCAAGUGCAAGUCAAACUCGUGCAAGUGGUAGUGGUAGUGGUAGUGGUAGUGGUAGUGUAGGAUCUGUGACUGUAACAGAUCCAAGGGCUCCUCUAUGGGAUCAUGUCAACAUUUUAGAGAAAGCUAAACCAGGUGCAUCUGGAGGCAAAAUUCUGUGGCAAUGCAAGUACUGCAAAAUCUCCAAAGCCACCAGCUACACUAGAGUUGAAGCUCACUUGCUGCAGAUGAAGAACAAGGGGGUUGCUUUGUGUCCCAAAGUGUCAUAUGAAAUGCUCUCUGACAUGCGGAGGGAAGUUCAAAGGUGUAAAGAACUUGUUGAAAGAGAAAGAACACGCUAUGUUCCCUUGCCUACUGGUCCUGCUCCUUCAACUUCAAAUGCAACAACUGCCAUGAAGAAGAAGAGAGGGCCUGCUUCUGCAUUGGAGAAGGCUUGGGACUUGGACAACCGCAGGCAUUUGGAUGCUUUACUUGCAAGAGCUUUUUACUCUGGAGGGAUAUCUUUCAAUUUUGCAAGGAAUCCAUAUUUUAGAGAGGCUAUUUCCUUUGCUUGCAGCCAUGACUUGAAUGGUUAUGUAGGUCCUGGGUACAACAAAUACAGGGAGUCACUAUUGGUGCAGGAAAGGAGGCACAUAGAGAGAUUAUUGGAGAGUUCAAAGAGUGUAUGGCCAGAGAAGGGUGUGACAAUCUGUUGUGAUGGUUGGUCAGACCCACAAAGGCGACCAAUCAUCAACUUUCUUGCUGUUUGUGACAAAUCCCCCAUGUUCUUGAGGGCUGAUAACUGUCAAGGAGAAAUCAAGACAAAAGAAUACAUUGCUGAUAAGUUGAGAGGUAUUAUUGAGGAAGUAGGUCGACAAAAUAUGGUCCAAAUCAUCACAGACAACGCUUCAAAUUGCAAAGGUGCGGGUCUCAUUUUGGAAGCUGAGUUUGAUAACAUAUUUUGGACACCAUGUGUUGUGCAUACUCUUAAUCUUGCUAUGAAAAGUAUAUGUGAGCCUAAACCACCAAAGAAUAAUUCUUCUGAUGAUGAAUUGUUUAUUUGGUCUGAACUUGAGUUUAUGCACAAUGUUAAAAGUGAAGCUCAGAUGAUAAAGAAUUUUAUAAUGAAUCAUGGCAUGAGACUAUCAAUGUUCAAUGAGUUUAGUGAUUUGAAGCUAUUGUUUAUUGCUGAAACAAGAUAUUAUACUAAAAAGUGGCUUGAAGAAGGUGUUGGCCGUGUUCCUCCCCACAAGGAUAAAGAGGUAUCACAAAUGAGGAUGCAAUGCUUCAAGAAAUUCUUUCGGAACCCAGAAGAAUUGGCUCAAAGUGCUGAGGAUUUAGUCUUUGUGCAUUCUAAUCUAAGGCAUCUCUCAAGAAAAACCGAUGCAUACAAGAAAGAGGAGACAAGGCUGUGGGAUAUUUCAGGAGAUUUAUGGGACUCAAUGGGUGGUGUAGGUCUUCUUGAAGUGGCUGAUUUGUCCCUUGAUGAGCCUGAAUUGCAUGCUCUUUCUUUUGGACUUGGUGCUCUCUCUAUUCAUGAAGCUACUGCUGCUGCUGCAGCAAAUGAAGAAGAUGGAGAUGAACUAGCUUCAAUUAAUUGUAAUUGGGACUCCACUUCCUAG